GGAAGCUGCAUAAAACCAAUGCGCUCAUUGGGAAAACUUUCAGUUUCAUAGAGACAACGUUGGCGCGUAAAUCGUUAGUUACGUGGCAUUUGAGUAUUUAUAGUUGGCGCGCUUUGCGACUAGCUGUUGGCAUUUGUUUACUGUUAAUAAGUUGCGCUGCGUGUCGGUUCGCGCCUUGUGUGUUUUUAUUUGGUAUACUAUUAAUAUAAUUUAUAGCGUCGAAAUUAAUGCCAAAUUUCAUUUGUUCAUUGAAUUGAGCGAUUCAAGCGAUUUGAGUUUUGCGUGCCGCUGAAGGUGUUUUGGUGAUUGUGAAUUUUGUAAAUAAGCGUGAACAUGAAGAGGUUUUGGAAUCUGCUGUAUUUCAGCCUAUUAUGGAUGGGCACUAGCGUGAGAGCGCAAAGUUCGUUUUAUCGACGCGCUUAUUACAGUCCCAUGUCAUCAUCACCCACACACUACUUCACCUCACAUCCCGGUAGUCAUGAGUUCAUGCCGCUCUCUUACACCAGCGAUCUACAUACCGAAGAAAGCAAACGCAAGGAAUCACCGAAAAAAUAUGCUAAGAAAAUCUCUUAUCGUCAUGUAGCUUCGGAGGAAGAAGACAAUUCUAGUGAACGCUAUGGUUCCAGUGAGUUCUCGAAUGAGGCGCAUAAUUUCAACUCGAAGGAGAAUGAUAGCCGCGAGUAUACAAUUGGCACACAAAUACGUGUGCAACAUCCAAUAACCGUACCGAAAAAGUCCACAUCAUCUCACCCGAAAUAUAGCACACACUUGCCUAAUCAUUUCAAGAGCACCACCUAUGCUGAUGUUAACCUUUCGACAGAAGCACACGACAAGAAGUUACCACCAUCUAAGAAACACAUUCACCAUCAUAAAUAUACACAAUUCUAUGAACCAGAUCCUUUCCAUAUGGUAUCCCCACCUAAACCUACACUCUCCUCCGUCUCACCGACCCCCAGUCUUAGCUACAAUGUGUACGAGCCCGAACAGGAUGAAUACGAUGUGCAUCCAUUCAGUUCUAACAGAGCUAAAGCUCAACUGCGUGAUCGUUUUAAGGGUGUUGCAUCGCAAAAGCAAAUAGAAAAGUAUUUGGAAGAUCAACAAAAGCUACUCGAUGAAGCGCUUAAGCUGCAAUUGCUCAAUAAUCCGAAAUUUCAACAUUUGAUGAAAUCGAAAGAUGCCGAACGCCAUUAUGAUGAGGGUGAAUUUGAAGAAUUGCCCAUCGAUCCACAGCCUCCACCAAUUUAUCGCCCUAGUUUCGAUGACAAUUUAACAUUCAAGUCGAAUCAAUCGCGAAGACGCCCAAAGGGUGCCGAGUUGAAGCGUUCACCGAAGUCACCAAAGCCCCCAUUGCCCAUAGUUGGUACGAGUAAGCGGCGAUUUCGCCCAUCACUUGUCAUCAAUGUUUGAGAAUGCCGAUGUCUAUUGGACGUUUUUACGUUAAAAAGUGAAUAAUAGUUUUAGGUUUUGUGCGCCUAACGGUGCUUUACGAUUUUUUAUAAUUUGUAUUUAUGAUUUAUUUGCUUAAGAUAUUAAUUUUUUGCCUUUAAUAACUUUAUGAAAUAUUUUGUAACAAUAUAUAAACAUGUAAAUAAAAAUUUAAUUGUUUCUAGUAAA
Messenger RNA from Bactrocera oleae (olive fruit fly), 1614 nucleotides. RefSeq lists its product as uncharacterized. NCBI's taxonomy places the organism in Eukaryota, Metazoa, Arthropoda, Insecta, Diptera, Tephritidae. The record is from RefSeq and is a predicted model, not a curated record.